Molecule: messenger RNA, 1963 nt
Organism: Synchiropus splendidus (mandarinfish)
Lineage: Eukaryota; Metazoa; Chordata; Actinopteri; Syngnathiformes; Callionymidae
Product: gastrula zinc finger protein XlCGF57.1-like
Exons: 3
Coding region: 165-1613 (482 amino acids)
Biological process (GO): regulation of transcription by RNA polymerase II
Molecular function (GO): RNA polymerase II cis-regulatory region sequence-specific DNA binding; DNA-binding transcription factor activity, RNA polymerase II-specific
Source: RefSeq, a predicted model, not a curated record
GGAACACAGAAGCAGCCUGACGUUCUUUUGUUCUACUGUUGUGAUUGAAGAUGUCCAGAGUUUGAAAGAUUUGCCCUGCUGCCGACGAUCAUCUGUUUCCGAGUUUUUACGACCUACUCAUCGGUUUUAACCGAGACACGGUACCACAGAGAUUCCUGCUGGAGAUGGAGACCGAGAGAGCAGGACAGGGAAGCAGGAGAGGCCAGACACAGAAUGAUGUUGGAACCGCCGAAGAAGAAACAAAAGGGAGGGACGGCUUGGGAUACACACGCAUUAAAACAGAAGCAGCUAGCGACUUGGAUACACCUCUUCACCCUGACCACCAGAGGUCACUCUGCUCUGAAUCUGACACUGAUGACAGUGAGGACUGGAGAGAGACCAGCAACACUCAGUCAGAUUCCAACUCUGUUGAGAAUCCAAACAUUGAUGUCAAAGAGGAGACGGAUGAUGAUGAUCACCAGUCACUGAUCUACUCGAGAUGUGGGAAGAAAUGCACCUCGAAAGCUAAAUUGACACAACUCAAGAAAUCCUGCAGUGGACCUCUGACUUGUUCGCUUUGUGGAAACCAUUUUGAAACAAGAAGGAAACUAUGGUACCACAUGAGAAUUCACAGUGGAGAAAAACCUUUCAUCUGCUCUCAGUGUGGAAAAGGUUUUUCAUGGAAAGGUAAUUUAAAUAAACACAUGAGCGUCCACACUGGAGAAAAACCUUUCAUCUGCUCUCAGUGUGGAAAAUGUUUCCUAGAGAAAGGUACCCUGAAUAAUCACAUGAGAGUUCACACUGGUGAAAAACCUUUCAUCUGCCCCCAAUGUGGUGAAUGUUUUUCACUAGCUGGCACCCUGAUGAGGCACAUGAGAGUUCACACUGGAGAAAAACCUUUCAUCUGCUCCCAGUGUGGAAGAGGUUUUUCAGUGAAUGACAGUCUGAAGAAACACAUGAGAGUUCACACCGGUGAAAAGCCCUUCACCUGCUCUCAGUGUGGAAAACGUUUUUCACAGAAAGGCAGACUAAAGGUUCACAUGACAGUUCACACUGGUGAAAAACCUUAUGUCUGCUCCCUGUGUGGAAAAGGUUUUUCAGUCAAUGGCAGCCUAAAGAAACACAUGAGACUGCACACUGGUGAAAAACCUUUCAUCUGCUCCCAGUGUGGCAAAUGUUGUUCAGAGAGUGGCAAACUAAAGAAUCACAUGAGAGUUCACACAGGUGAAAAACCUUAUAUCUGCUCCCAGUGUGGAAAAGGUUUUUCAGAAAGCGGCAACCUAAAGAAACACAUGAGAGUUCACACUGGUGAAAAACCUUUCGUCUGUGCUCAGUGUGGUAAAUGUUAUACAGACAAUGACAAUUUAAAGAAACACAUGAGAGUUCACACUGGUGAAAAACCUUACGUUUGCUCUCAGUGUGGAAUACGUUUUUCAGUAAGAGGUAACUUGAAGAGACACAUGAGCAUUCACACUGGUGAAAAACCUUUCGUCUGCUCCCAGUGUGGAAAAUGUUUUUUGGAGAAAAGUAACCUGAUGAGGCAUAUGAAGAUUCACUCUGGAGAAAAACCUUUCAUUCCGUGUGUACCCAAAAAUUCUGUUGAUUUUUGUAUACUACCACAAAAUACAUUCUAAAUGAAAUGGGAAGUGAAAUCCACUUUUUAAAAUUAAUCACACAGAACUAAGUAAUACACACUUUAGAUUAAGUAAGUAUCAAUGAAGUAUCAAACGUUCUUUCAGGGCAAAUGAAUCCAAAAAAGCUGCAAAACAGAUCAUGAGCAAUCAGCCUGAUGUCAAUCGGCUGGACUAAUGAUCCGUGUCCACUGUUUGCAAGGAGAAUUGACAUGGUUUGAGUUCCUGUAACUGGUGGAACGAUCUGUUUGUUUGCUUUAGAUAGAGAAACUGAUUUGCAAAAGUAUAUCUGGUUCUCAUUGGACAUUGGAAUCCCAACUGUCAUUUCAAAAUAAAGGCCUUUUGAUAUUUGU